AUGCAGCCUCCAGUUCUCCACUCUGGCGCCACUUUGGCAGACGAGCGCCGGCAGAUGCCCUCGCGGCCUGCCGGCGAACGUCCGUCCGGCGAGAACGCGCGCCAUAAUGGACGCACGGAGCGCGCCUCGCACGGAAAUGGCAUGAGGCCGCGAGGGCAUCUGCCGGCGCUCGUCUGCCAAAGUGGCGCCAGAGUGGAGAACUGGAGGCUGCAUAUUCAAACGGCCGAGGCGGUCUACCGUCCGGCGGCGGCGGUCUACCGUUCGGCGGCUGAAAAAGGGGUAGACCAGUCUACCGCGGUCUACCAAGUCUACCGGUAG
Molecule: messenger RNA, 318 nt
Organism: Emiliania huxleyi CCMP1516
Lineage: Eukaryota; Haptophyta; Isochrysidales; Noelaerhabdaceae
Exons: 3
Coding region: 1-318 (105 amino acids)
Source: RefSeq, a predicted model, not a curated record